AAUACUUUUGAAAAAUAAAGUAAUAAAUUUAAUACAUAUAUCGAUCUAAUUAUAUAUUAAUUAAACUACACAGAUAUGGAUUUUAGCAAUCGUAAUUGGAUGUACGAUAGACAUAAUCCUGGAAAGAGGGGCCGGGUUAAAGAGGAAUUUAAAAUAGGGGUCGAAAUGUUUAUCAAUACAGUAAAAUAUAAUGACAUUGUGAUACGUGAAGGGGGAAUUAGAUGUCCGUGUGUACUUUGUCGAUGUACAAGAAUACAGAGCGAAGAUGAAAUUAGGUCUCAUUUAUAUAAAAAGGGAUUCCAACCUAAUUAUUGGGUUUGGUCAAGUCAUGGCGAAGGAUGUUCCACGACUGUUCCCGUGAAUCAAAAUCGUGCUUCAAGCAGUGUUUUUCAGCCCGUUGUUGUUCCCCAAUAUUAUCAUCAGCAUUAUGAUCCGUUUAAUGAGAUGGACAAUAUGAUAACUAAUGCCCUUGGGUUUAAUACGCCGAUUUAUGUGCCAAAUGAUGUCGACGACCCUGCUGAUGAUGAAUAUGACGCUGAUGUUAACGUCGAGAGACCAAAUGAGGAAGCCCAGCGAUUUUUUGAUCUUUUGAAAGAGACAAAUACACCGUUGUGUGAAGGCUCUCGAGACUCAAAGUUAACGGUGUGUAUUAGACUUUUGGGUAUCAAGUCUGAAUGUCUUGUUUCAGAAUACACCAUGGACUUGAUAACAAAACUGAUGUUGGAUAUAACAAUAGACCGUCCUCUUGAUUUGCCAAAAAAUUAUUACGAAGCAAGACAAUUGGUUGCAAAGUUAGGACUCGGAGCGAAGAGAAUUGACUGUUGUGUUAACGGGUGUAUGUUGUACUAUAGCAACGAAUUUGGUGUAGAUGACGGUGCAUUACUUGAAUGUAAAUUUUGUCAAGAACCAAGAUAUCGUGUAACAAGAAAUUCACGGUCAGUCAGAAGGAAGCCAAUCCCAAGAAAGGCGAUGUUCUAUUUACCCAUAAUACCAAGGUUGCAAAGGUUGUAUGCAUCGAUGCAAACAGCCAGUAAAAUGACAUGGCAUCGUGAAAACUAUGAAAGGAGAAAAAUGUCAGGUGAGUUGCGACAUCCUUCUGAUGGAAUGGCUUGGAAGCAUUUUGAUCAAGUUUAUCCUGAAUUUGCUUCGGAGCCACGGAAUGUCCGACUUGGGUUAUGCUCAGAUGGAUUUACACCAUAUACUCAAGUAUCAGCCACUCCAUAUUCAUGUUGGCCUGUUCUGGUUACCCCGUACAAUCUUCCUCCUGAUAUGUGCAUGUCAAAACCUUACAUGUUUUUAGCCGCUGUAAUACCAGGCCCAUCUAGUCCAACUGUUGGUAUUGAUAUCUAUUUACAACCUUUGAUUGAUGAUUUGAAGAGAUUGUGGAACGGUGUUGCGACGUAUGAUAUCAACCAAAAACGAAAUUUCAAUAUGAGAGGAGCUUUGAUGUGGACCAUUAAUGAUUUUCCUGCAUAUGGGAUGUUGUCUGGAUGGGGGACACAUGGUAAACUAGGAUGUCCUAUUUGCAUGAUGGACACCAAAGCGUUUUGGUUAGAAAACGGUGGGAAGGCUACUUGGUUUGACUGUCAUCGUCGGUUCUUGCCUACUGAUCAUCCGUUUAGAAGAAAUAAAAAUGCUUUUGUUCAUGGUGACACCGAGACUCGUGAUCCACCAGAUUAUUUGACAUCCCGACAAGUCUGGAACAAAGUGAAAGAUAUUCCAAAGGUUGAGGUUGUAGGUGGUGUUGCAUCUAAACCGCGUGGUUAUGGACAAACACACAACUGGACAAAAAGAAGUAUCUUUUGGGAUCUGCCGUAUUGGAAAGACAACCUUUUACGUCACAACCUUGAUGUUAUGCAUAUUGAGAAAAAUGUGUUUGAAAAUAUUUUUAACACUGUCAUGAAUGUCAAAGGAAAAACGAAAGAUAAUGACAACGCGAGGAGAGACAUAGGGUUGUAUUGCAAACGUAACGAACUGUUGUUGGUGGAGACAUCUAACGGCAAACUUCUUAAACCUCGUGCAAACUAUACUUUAUCUCCUGAAGAAGCAAAAUCUGUUUGUCGAUGGGUAAAAGAAGUGAAGAUGCCGGACGGUUAUUCGUCGAAUUUGGCGAGAUGCGCUGAUGUUGACCAUGGAAGGAUGCGUGGGAUGAAAAGUCAUGAUUGUCAUGUUUUUUUCCAGACUUUACUUCCGAUUGCAUUUAGUUCUUUACCCCAACAUGUAUUGAAUCCGCUUAUUGAAAUCAGUCAAUUUUUCAAGAAUUUGUGUUCGACAACGCUAAGAGAGGCUGAUCUCAUCAAGAUGGAAAAUGACAUUCCACUGAUCUUGUGUAAGUUGGAGAGAAUAUUUCCUCCUGCCUUGUUUGAUUCUAUGGAGCAUGUUGUGGUGCAUCUUGCAUACGAGGCUAGGCUUGGUGGGCCGGUUCAAUAUAGAUGGAUGUACCCGUUCGAAAGGUUCAUGGGUUAUGCAAAACGUGCCGUGAAAAACAAAGCUAGGGUCGAAGGCUCAAUUUGUGCAACAUACUUACACCGCGAAACAAUUUACUUUUGUUCGCAUUACUUCAAAGACACGUUGUCAUCAAGCCAUAUUCGCAAUGAAACUGAAACAUCUCGGCCUGUGAGAAUUCACCCAUUAAACAUGUCAAUAUUCAGCUUGCCUGGUCGUAAUGGUGGUGGUGAGAAAGUGUUGUAUCCUGGUGACAAAGUUCUCUAUUCGGCGCAUGUUCACUUGCUGAUUAAUUGCAAUGAAGUCGAGCCAUAUUUACAGAUGUUUUUAACACAACAUACUUCUGCUCAAAUCAAUUCGCAAUUUCCAGCAUGGUUCAAAGAAUACAUGUACCAACAAACACCCGCAACUCGUGUCAUACAACACUUGAGAAACUUAUCUGAUGGCCCAAAGUCAACCGUUAAACAAUGGCACACCUACUUUGUCAAUGGUUACAGAUUUGAGACACACAGUUGGAGUGAAGGAAAAACAACAGUAAACAGUGGAGUGUGUAUGAAAGGUGUGACUGAAAAUGGUGAAGGAGAUUUUUACGGUGUCAUUGAGAACAUAUUUGAAAUCGAAUACAAUUACCUUGAUUACAAGAAAACAGUCGUGUUGUUUUACUGUAAAUGGUUUGAUCCUUCAAAUAGAGGUACCAGAUAUGAUUCAAAGACUAAUACCGUUGACAUAAAAAUGAACAAACAUUAUCCAUUGUAUGAUCCGUUUGCUAUGGCUCAUAACGUCAGACAAGUUCACUAUGUCCCUUAUCCAUCGACUACAAGGGAUAAGCGAGGAAGAUGA
Molecule: messenger RNA, 3285 nt
Organism: Trifolium pratense (red clover)
Lineage: Eukaryota; Viridiplantae; Streptophyta; Magnoliopsida; Fabales; Fabaceae
Exons: 3
Coding region: 76-3285 (1069 amino acids)
Source: RefSeq, a predicted model, not a curated record